GUGCACGUGACGUCACAGGCUCUGCUCGCUCAUUCUGCAGCACAAGCAUCUGGAUUAGGACUGCAGCAGCGGACCUAUGUCACAGUCUGGACCCAGAGGCAGACGUCAGGCACUGGGCACUGCCACCAGCAAAACCAACUCUGGUGCACCAGCUGGCAGAGGACUGGGCUGCAACCUGUAAGAUUACAACUGUUCUGUACUUGCUGUGGUGACUCUAACUUGGAAAGGAAAGCGUUAAUAGAGCACUCUACUCUGACCACUGUCAUGGUCUACAUUUCUGAACUCUAGCAUUCCCAGAGCACACAGCUUAGUGGGAACAGAAGGCUGUGACUUACCUGUAACCUACCUAGGGACUGUCCUGUGUAAGCUCCAGGUCUCCAGAACGUCUUGCUUUAUGGCACUGCUCUGUGUGAUGUCUUAUCCUGUGGUAGCAGUAUUCCAUUGGCUGGUACAACAGUGACCCCAGGAUUCUGUACUGGUGUCCCUGGAUUUUGUGACUCUGAUCCUGAAGCCAUGGCAGAGGAGCGGGCAGCACUGUGGAGGCACCUUCUCAUCCUGCUGAUGUGCCCGCUGUUAUUUGGACCAGAUAACUACAUAUUGGGAGAAAGUGAGAGACUGCAUUCACCUACUUUAGUGGCAGAAGAUGAAAAACACAGCCUUAGUUUAGUAGCAGACAUGGGAGGAAGUCCAACUCCAAACACUGAAUUAGCUCAGCCUUCCCAACAGAUCAAAUUUAACCCUACAGUGCAGAAUAUUGUUCUGUCUGAGCUCAAAGAUGUUAGGUUCAAUUGUUCCAUUGAAGUUCCUCAUCUGGAUAAUGGAGAACAGAUAACUUGGUCGAAGAACGGACAGUUGAUCUCCCACUCUGAACACAUCUCCGUCCAGUCUUUUGAAAUCCCAGAUGGUGUGAUGACUACAAUUCUGUCUUUAUGCAGCAUUACAGGUGUACAGAGGUCUGAUAGUGGUACAUAUACUUGCAAGUUAACAUUCAAGAAUGAAGAAAUAAUUUCAGAUCCUAUCUACAUCCAGGUUGAAGGUCUUCCAUACUUUAUUCAACAGCCAGAAACCUUAAAUGUCACUAGGAACACUCCAUUUAAUCUCACAUGUGAGGCUGUUGGUCCCCCUGAACCUGUGGGGAUUUACUGGUAUCAAAACAGCACACGGAUCAACAAUGUUGCGGAAGUGUCACCAGCUGUACUUCAUGUAUCUGGUUUGGAUCAAGCAACAAUAUACAGUUGUGAAGCUCACAACAUGAAAGGACUGACUGCUUCCAAUAAUGUGAAUAUUAACAUUAAAGGAAUUCCUUCUCCUCCUUUUAAUGUGAAGACGUUGAGCAUAUCAUCAAAUCGCAUCAUGCUUUCUUGGGCUUCUGGUUUUGAUGGCUAUUCUCCCAUCAACCUUUGCAGCAUACAGGUGAAGGAAGUAACAAAAAAUAGCAGCUCUCCAGUGCUGUAUAAUACAUCAGUACCUCCUUACACAUACUCAGUCAGUCAUCUCAAUCCAUUCACCCAACACAAUAUUAGUGUUUCCUGCAUGAACGAAGUUGGCUGGUCCUUGCCAAGUUCCUGGAUUGUGGCUAAAACAACAGAAGGAGCUCCAUCCAUUGCUCCUCAAAACAUCACCGUAACAAGAAAUGGCUCACACUCUUUGAAAGUCACAUGGAUACAACCCCCUCUAAGUGCUGCAAAUGGAGCUCUACUGGGUUACAGAGUAAAGCUGAUAUGGAACGUCAGUGGAAAUAAAAACUUAUCCGAUAUUGAAUUCUCCAACACAACUGCUCUGGUCGUUUCUGUUCGAGCUACCAAUGCUACGUGCACAGUGUUUGUCUCCUGCCACACUGUGGGAGGUACUGGACCAUACAGCCAAGCGGUCCAAAUUGUUAUUCCGAGUGAUGGUUCAGUAGCAUCUGCAACAUCCUCAACUCCAGGAUCUGGACCAGUCAGCCCCUACAUAAUAUUGCUUGGCUUCAUAUGUGGCUUAAUGAUCCUUCUCCUUCUCAUUUAUGGCACAGUGAAAUUCAUAAGUAGGAAAAAGGAGAUCGAAUUUGGGCAUGCAUUUGUCAGUUCGGAUGAUUCAGACAUCGUUGUUUACAAGGCGAAGAAGUCCUACAACAGGAAAGGAAUUGAAGUGACAUUGAGUACAUUGGGGAUCAGUGAAGAUCUGCAACAGAAGCUGGAAGAUGUAAUGGUUGAGAGGAACCUGCUGUCCCUUGGGAAAGUGCUUGGCGAGGGUGAAUUUGGAUCCGUGAUGGAGGGAGAACUGCAAUAUCCUGAUGGCACAGCUCAAAAAGUCGCAGUGAAAACCAUGAAGUUGGACAGCUUUUCACAAAGGGAAAUAGAAGAAUUUCUAAGUGAGGCAGCCUGUAUGAAAGACUUCAACCAUCCAAAUGUGAUUAAAUUGCUUGGUGUCUGUCUGGAAGUGGGCCCUAGAAGAACCCCAAAGCCUAUGGUCAUAUUACCAUUCAUGAAGUAUGGGGAUCUGCACAGCUUUCUUCUCUCCUCUAGAAUUGGAUCUGGACCUCAAAAUGUACUUCUGCAGACUCUUGUUAAGUUUAUGGUUGACAUUGCUACUGGAAUGGAGUACCUUAGCAAUAAAAACUUCUUGCACCGAGACCUGGCUGCAAGGAACUGCAUGUUGAGGGAUGACUUGACUGUGUGUGUUGCUGAUUUUGGCCUCUCAAAAAAAAUAUACAGUGGUGAUUAUUACCGUCAAGGACGUAUCGCAAAGAUGCCUGUAAAAUGGAUUGCUGUGGAGAGCCUCGCUGAUCGUAUCUACACUGUGAAAAGUGAUGUGUGGGCGUUUGGGAUCACAAUGUGGGAAAUUGCAACCAGAGGGAUGACGCCAUAUCCAGGGGUCCAGAACCAUGAAAUCUAUGACUAUUUACUUGAGGGCCACAGGCUGAAGCAACCAGCAGACUGUUUGGAUGAAUUGUAUGAAUUGAUGUAUCUCUGCUGGAGAGCUGAUCCAGCUGAUCGACCAACAUUCACAGAACUGAAACUUCAGCUGGAGAAGUUUCUUCAAGAUCUGCCUCCCACAGUGAACAAAGAAGAUGUUAUUUAUAUUAACACAAGCUUACCUGAGGACAGUGACCUUCUCACACAAGAUCCAGAGAUAAGUGACAUACCCAUGGAUGUGGAGUCCAAGUAUGUACAGAUCACUCCCUCCUGGUCGGACACAACUAUGGUCACUGUGGAGGUCCAUGACAGUAAUUGUGAUAAAGAAAGGUAUAUCAUGGAGGGUGCAUCUGAAGAAUUGGCUGGUGAAUCGGAACAAGCCUGUGCUCCACUGCUACAUGACAGUAUGCCACGUAACAGAGUGCUAUGGUGUGAAAGCAAUACUCUUCUGGAUGGCAAGUCAUUGACUGAAGAACUUCUCUAUGCUGAUGACUCAGCAGAGGACUCUGUAAUUGCAGUAUAGAGGGUCAAACCAAUUUCAUACAUGUUCUUCCAAAUUAGACAUGAAGAAAGUUGCUUUGACAUGCAGAACCAGGACUGCCUUUAUUUGGAAAACUUGGAAAAUCAUUAUUUGACAUUGAAUCAGUGUAAAUAUCAUUCAGUAUUGUGUACAUAAACAGAUGAAUGUAUAGAGUUCUAUAGAUGCAACAUGGUGUAAAUAUUCAGCAUGUAAAUAUGAUUUGAACAGCUCUACUGGGAUUCUGAAUUGUGCCUUAGCCCUAGUUGGGAUUGUGUUUUAAAAGACACCCACUGAAAAACCUUUCUACCGCCCCAUCUUAUAUUAAAUAUGUUUUAUGAGAUUCUGAUGGCCUGUUCUUAGGAUAAGCCGUGAACAUGUGAUCUUUGGGGAUCAUGUUCUGGACCCCAACAGUAGCCAGAAUUAAAGGGGUUGUCUCACCUCAGCAAAUGGCAUUUAUCAUGUAGAGAAAGUUAAUACAAGGCACUAAUGUAUUGUGAUUGUCCAUAUUGUCUCCUUUGCUGGCUGGAUUCAUAUUUCCAUCACAUUAUACACGGCUCGUUUCCAGAGGUUAAGGUCACUGCUGCAGUGCAGAUACAAGGUUGGAUGCAAUGAGAGCUGCUGUGCACUUGUGCCUAUAUGCAGCCCCACAGUCCUGGCCACCAGAGGCCGGCGUGUUUUCCUAUAGUGUGCAAGCCCUGGAUAUGAGCAGUGUAUAAUGGGAUGGAAAAAUGAAUCCAGCCAGCAAAGGAGGCAAUAUGGGCAAUAACAAUACAUUAGUAAGUGUCUUGUAUUAACUUUAUCUACAUGAUAAAGGCCAGUUGAUGAAGUGAGACAACUCCUUAAGGUGCUCAAAGCAGGACUUUCACUGCAGUACUUACGGUACAUGCACAUCCAUGCCGUUUUGUCUUGUUCUGAAGUUUAGUGCGGUUAACUUGAAUGAGCUGUACCAGAGACAGACUCACGCAGAUGGAUGGUAAUUAGUGUUAAGCGAUGCUUCAUCCAAAGUCACUUCAUUCAAAAUUUUGGAAUAAUACUGUACGGAGAUCCGUCUCUGUACAAUAUUAGAAUGUAUGGGCUCUGAUGAGCCGAAGUACGUUAUUCGCGAAGUCGUGUGUGACUUCGUUGAAUAACUUUGGUAGUUGAUUUUUUAAGUGGAAAACCACUUGAAACCGAACUCAGCUUCGGGUCCGAGGUACUAGUCGUAAACGAAGCAGAGUUCGGCUUCAAGUUUUAAAGUGGUUUACCACUUUACAAAUCAACUCCCUAAGUUAGUCAACAAAGUAACGCGCAAAUAACUUCAGCUCAUAGGAGCCUAUACAUUCUAAUACAGUAUUAUUCUGAAGUCUUGAUCGAAGCGACUUUGGAUUUAGCAUCCGACGCUCGCUUCGCUCAACACUAAUGGUAAUGUAUCAGAUCCUGCAUUGAAGAGCCAGUCUCCUGCUGACCAAAGGUUAUCCUGGAGGUUGAUCCUGCACAGAUCACACUUUGAGUGUCUAUCCUAAGGACAGGCCAUUAAUAUAAAAUCUCAGUAUGGCCUCAUGCACACGACCGUUUUGUGGUUCGCAAAUUGCGGAUCCGCAAAACACGGAUGGCGUCCAUUCCACAAUUUGCGGAACG
This is a messenger RNA of Bufo gargarizans (Asiatic toad), 5031 nucleotides long. RefSeq names its product MER proto-oncogene, tyrosine kinase (gene MERTK). The coding region runs from base 514 to 3417 and encodes 967 amino acids. The record is from RefSeq and is a predicted model, not a curated record. The transcript has 19 exons. Gene Ontology annotation, cellular component: signaling receptor complex. Gene Ontology annotation, biological process: multicellular organism development; cell surface receptor protein tyrosine kinase signaling pathway; phagocytosis. Lineage: Eukaryota; Metazoa; Chordata; Amphibia; Anura; Bufonidae. Gene Ontology annotation, molecular function: ATP binding; transmembrane receptor protein tyrosine kinase activity; protein binding.